Molecule: messenger RNA, 1461 nt
Organism: Drosophila innubila
Lineage: Eukaryota; Metazoa; Arthropoda; Insecta; Diptera; Drosophilidae
Gene: Yp2
Product: vitellogenin-2
Exons: 2
Coding region: 31-1341 (436 amino acids)
Molecular function (GO): lipase activity
Source: RefSeq, a predicted model, not a curated record
GUCUCGACAAUAGGAAAGGCUCGUCUGACAAUGAAUCCUCUGCGCACUUUGUGUGUUAUGGCGUGCCUGAUGGCCGCGACUUUGGCCACACCCCACAAUGGCAACCAAAAGCGCUCUAACUCGCUGAAUAACUACGAGGAUCCCAGCAACUGGGUAAGUCCAAGCGAGAUUGAGCAACUGCCAAUGCUCAAGGAUGUGACCCUGCGUCGUCUCGAGGAAAUGACCGUUGAUGAUGGAGCUAAGCUGUUGGAAAAAUUGUAUCACUUGUCGCAGUUCAACCGCGUCUUCAAACCCGAAUAUGUCCCAGAGCCCAGCCAGAUUAAAGGCUACAUUGUUGGCGAGCGUGGCCAGAAAAUUGAAUUUAACUUGAAUACCUUUGUACAGACCGUGAAACGUCAAUCUAACUUUGGCAACGACGAGGUGACCAUUUUCAUUCAGGGUCUGCCACAGAGCUGGAACCACGUGAGCAAAGCCAACCGAAAGUUGGUGCAGGCCUAUGAACAGCGUUACAAUCUCCAGCCCUACGCCGAUCAAGAUCAAUCCGACAGCAACGAGCAAAAGAGCAGCAGCGAGGAAAAGGAAAACCAACGCCGCAAGCAGAAUCUAGACAAGGACGACACCAAGACCGGCAAUAUGGUGGUCAUAACACUAGGCGAUCUUAUUGAAGACUUUGAACAAUACGCAACAUUGAAUGUGGAGCGCAUUGGUGAAAUCGUUGGUGAUCGUCUUGUGCAGCUGAUCAACGAGGUAAAUAUUCCCCAGGAAAUUAUCCAUUUGAUUGGUCAGGGACCCGCUGCUCACGUUGCCGGUGUCGCUGGUCGCCAGUACACCCGCCAAACCGGACACAAGCUGCGCCGCAUCACUGGAUUGGACCCCUCUAAGCUAUACGCCGAGACUGAUAACAAACUGAGCGGACUGGCCCGUGGUGAUGCUGAUUUUGUUGAUGCUAUUCAUACGUCUGCCUACGGUAUGGGUACCCCAGCACGCCUUGCCGAUGUUGACUUCUAUCCAAAUGGCCCAGCCGCUGGUGUUCCCGGUGCUGACAACGUUGUAGAGGCAUCUCUGCGCGCCACCCGCUACUUUGCUGAGUCCGUUCGCCCAGGUAACGAGCGCAACUUCCCUGCGGUCGCCGCCAGCUCCUACAAGGAGUACAAGCAAAACAACGGCUAUGGCAAGCGCGCCUAUAUGGGCAUUGCCACCAGUUACGACAUCCGUGGCGACUACAUGUUGCAGGUCAACUCGAAGAGUCCUUUUGGCCGCAAUACCCCUGCCCAUACACAGAACGGCUACCAUUCCGCGCAUGAGUCAUGGAAGCAACAGGAACAGAAGAACUUCGCAUAAUUAAAAUGAUCAGACCAAACUCACGAAACUAAAUUAAUCAAACAACAAAACGCAUUUCCUUCUGUAUUGAAUGCCAAGUUUCUGCUUGGUUAUCAAAUAAAAUUUUGCAUUUUUUAAAAA